Bursaphelenchus xylophilus (pine wood nematode) is the source of this 1898-nucleotide messenger RNA. Lineage: Eukaryota; Metazoa; Nematoda; Chromadorea; Rhabditida; Aphelenchoididae. The record is from the annotation of a GenBank genome assembly.
AUGGGGGAGAAGGCCAAGUUCUCGAUUUGGAACAUUGAUCGGCCUCGUACCUUAGUGUCGCUCAUGUUUGUUUUAGAUGCCGGAACUGUUCAAAAACGGAUGCCCGAAGUCAUCGCCGUUCCUGUAGCGUGCAAAAAGUACAUGGAAUAGGGGAUUCUGGCGCCCUCUCUUCCGAUGCUGCUUUUCUCCCGGCUCUGAAGACCUCAUCUCCUCAACUCUGGCUUUUUCGGCCGCGGUUGUCUCCGGCCUUGCCCCUUUUUGGGCUUAUUGUUAUUCCUGCAUUGCAGAUCCCUCUUCCUCUCUUCGCGUACACUUCGGGUUCGUCAAGUUUGGACGUGUUUUAGUCAAGGUAAGGGAGGAGAUAGACGCCGUUUGGCCAUUUCCGGUCCCUAACCUCCGCGCCAUCUUCUUCCCUCGUUUUGUGGAGGUGAUGUCUUGGAAGAAUACUUAACGAGAACCGCGUUGUUUGUGUGUUUAUCAAAACAAGACACUCAUUUUUCUUUAUACAGAGGUCAUCAUGGACAGAUUGUCUUGGUACACACCAGGGGAGUCGAUGGAAGAGAUCCUUAUCCAGGCGGGGCAUGUCGGAAUUUAUGAUGGUGACAUGAAACAAUCCUCUUUCGAACAGGGAACGGCAUCAUUAACUCUUCAGAGAGUAAUAUGGGCUGAUUCCACUGAUCCAGUAAGUGCAUAAUAUCUAAACUAAAUACUUCUCUCAAGGACUGCAGACUUGUCUUACACCACUCCUUAGUCGACAAAAUAGAAAGACAUCACAAGUCGAUGUUUGGAAGAGGGGGAAAGAUCAUUGUCACCCUCAAACCAGCUGGAGCAGGCCAUUCACCAGGGCCAGUAGCCUCUUCUGGGUUCAAUUCUCUUCGAUUUGUAUUCAGACAAGGAGGUGAAGAAGAAGUAAGCCAUCAUUGUGUACUGUAAAUUAUUAGUUUUACAAGAAAUACAUGGACGCCUUGACUCGACAGACUUGGAAAAGGACUUCUUCCAGUUCAAGUUCGGGAGGUUCUCGGAAUUGUACUCUUUAUGCGAAUCCGGGUGGGGGUCCUCCAAGUCAACGGUCAUUAGUCUCUCAAGCAGUCAGCGAGAAGAAGUUUACAGAACAAAACAAUCGUCUGAAUCAGACUAUCAGCCAGGUAAGCCACUGUUCUUUUGACAAAUGUCCCUCCUAACGCUUUAUGCGUAUUAGAAUUAAUUUGCCGCAUAACCUAACUUCUAAUAUUUUAAUACUUUUCGUGUUUUAUGCAGCUUUAAAUAAUGUAUAGGCGUUUGAGGACAUGAGUAGACUAAUGGAAGAAGCCCGAGAAAUGGUUAAUCUCUCCAAAAGUAUUACAGAACGACUUCGAAUGAGCAAGGAGGACAUGACUGAGGAAGAGGUCAGCACCCUAAUCUGUUCGUCAUCCACCUCUUUCAGACCAUUAGUUUCAAGAACAAUCUUCUUUUAUUGGGCGUCAGUGAUCCCGUAAUGAAGUCCGCGUUCGGCCAUACAGCUUCUUAUUAUGAUAAUCUAGCCAAAAAAGUAAACGAUAUAUUGCUAGAAAGUGUAGAGGUAAGAAAUGCCACAUUCUCGAUGACCAAUUCCAGAAUAACGGUCAAAUCUCAUUACCUGAAGCAUAUUGUAAAGUAAACAGAAGUCUAGUGUCCGAAUUAUUUUCCCCCGAGGAUCUCCUUAAUGCCUGCCAACGCUUCGAUGAUAUUGCUUCCGAAUUAAGGUCAGUUGAAACGGUGAUUCCCCGCAAAAACUACUUUUUUUAUUAUAAAAACUUUAAUUUAGCCUCGAAUCUCUGCCUGAUGGUUCAUUUCGGGUCCGUCUGCGAGAAGGGCUUUCCAGCUCGCUGAAUGCCUCCGGGCAAAUAACUUCGGAUUCCUCGUCGCCGACUUCUUCCUGA